Molecule: messenger RNA, 1371 nt
Organism: Psammomys obesus (fat sand rat)
Lineage: Eukaryota; Metazoa; Chordata; Mammalia; Rodentia; Muridae
Gene: Cdk15
Product: cyclin dependent kinase 15
Exons: 14
Coding region: 1-1299 (432 amino acids)
Biological process (GO): protein phosphorylation
Cellular component (GO): cytoplasm; cytosol; nucleus
Molecular function (GO): cyclin-dependent protein serine/threonine kinase activity; ATP binding; cyclin binding
Source: RefSeq, a predicted model, not a curated record
AUGGGUCAGGAGCUGUGUGCAAAGAGGCUACAGCCAGGAUGCAGUUGCUACCGCCGCUCGGAGGGAGGGGAGGCGCACAGCUGUCAGAGGAGCCAGCUUGGGAGCGCCCAGGCUCCUGCAUUCGAGCUAACAGACCUAAAAGAAGCAUCACGUUCCACGUCUUCGCUUCACCCCAGGGGACUCCAAGUUAUCGGUGCCCAGAAGCGGCCACGGAGUAACAGUGACUCUUUUCAGGAAGAGAAUCUGAGGCAGGGGUUGCCAUGGAAAAAGAGCCUUCCUUUUGGGGCAGCCUCUUCUUACUUGAACUUGGAGAAGCUGGGUGAAGGUUCUUACGCCACCGUUUACAAGGGCAUUAGCAGGAUAACCGGGCAACUAGUAGCUCUGAAAGUCAUCAGCAUGAACGCAGAGGAGGGGGUCCCUUUCACAGCCAUCCGGGAAGCAUCUCUCCUGAAGGGUUUGAAGCACGCCAAUAUCAUCCUCUUACAUGACAUUGUUCACACCAAAGAGACUCUGACCUUCGUAUUUGAAUACAUGCACACCGACCUGGCCCAGUACAUGUCGCAGCAUCCUGGAGGACUUCAUCCUCACAAUGUCAGGCUGUUCAUGUUUCAGCUUCUGCGGGGCCUGGUAUACAUCCACCACCAGCGUGUUCUUCACAGGGACCUGAAACCUCAGAACUUGCUCAUCAGUCACCUGGGAGAGCUCAAACUGGCUGACUUUGGUCUUGCUCGAGCCAAGUCCAUCCCUAGCCAGACAUACUCUUCGGAAGUGGUGACGCUCUGGUACCGGCCACCUGACGCACUGCUGGGAGCCACGGAGUACUCCUCAGAGCUAGACAUAUGGGGCGCAGGCUGCAUCUUUAUUGAAAUGUUCCAGGGUCAACCUUUGUUUCCUGGGGUUUCCAACAUCCUUGAACAGCUGGAGAAGAUCUGGGAGGUACUGGGGGUCCCUACAGAGGACACCUGGCCAGGAGUCUCCAAGCUGCCUAACUACAACCCAGAAUGGUUCCCGCUGCCUAAACCUCAAAGCCUGCAGUGUGUCUGGAGUAGGCUGGGUGGAGUUCCCGAAGCUGAAGACCUGGCCUCGCAGAUGCUGAAAGGCUUCCCCAGGGACCGAGUCUCAGCCCAAGAAGCCCUUGCUCAUGAUUAUUUCAGUGUCCUGCCGUCCCAGUUGUACCAGCUUCCGGAUGAGGAGUCUUUGUUUGCAGUUUCGGGAGUGAAGCUGAAGCCAGAAAUGUGUGACCUUUCGGCCUCCUACCGGAAGGGUCACUGCCUAGCCGGGGUUAACAAAUGUUGGUGAGGUCGUCCAGAUCAUUGCAGGCCCAUAGCUAUGCUGUUUAACUGUGCAAGCUUAUCUCCAUGCUUCGUGCCC